Messenger RNA from Macrobrachium nipponense, 9044 nucleotides. RefSeq names its product trichohyalin-like. The transcript has 16 exons. NCBI's taxonomy places the organism in Eukaryota, Metazoa, Arthropoda, Malacostraca, Decapoda, Palaemonidae. The record is from RefSeq and is a predicted model, not a curated record. Bases 285 to 5945 code for a protein of 1886 amino acids.
GUCUCCACCUACACAUCUUACAUAUUUCCUCCUCCUCCUCCUCCUCCCUUCUCACACCUCACUGACCUGCACACACAUAAUCACAUACACACACGCACACAUAUCUUUACACUUCUCUCUACCGCAACCUCAGUGAUAAGUUGUCUAAGCAAGGCGUCCUGUGUUCAUCAAAAACAAUAUCUGAGCAAUUAUUCGAGAAAUUCCCGUAUGGCUGUAUUGAAAACAAAACGCUAAAGUGAACAGAAGCAUCCUAGUGCGUUUGGGUUAGGGGUGUGGUGAACAUUAUGUUUGGAUUCUUCAAAAGUAAAGGAAAAGACAAAGUCGCUUCUAAGGAACGAUCUACUGACUCUUCAAAAGAAAAAAAGAAAGACAAAAGUAGCAAGGAAGACAAAAACAAAGAUGUGAAUGACAGCAUUACUCUCAGAAACAAAGAAGACAAAUUGUCAUCUUCAAGGACCUCUAUCUUUCGCAGAAGUAAGUCUAUUGAGAGAGCAAAGGAAAAAGAUUGUGAAGGACCUGCUAAAAAAAGAAGCAAGAAUCUUGAUCCCCGAAAAUCUGGUGAAUGGGAUGACAGCAGCAGUCAGGAUGCAUCUGUGCGCUCCUCUGCGGCAACUGACGAGGACAGCAGUAUUGAUGGUUCUGGGCAAAGAACAGACUUGCCUACAAACAAUGUUCUCACCAAGACUAGGAUUUCUAGCAGCCCUGACCCUUAUCGGCUCACUGAACAUGGUCAGACAGAUAAUAUUAGUAAAGGGAUGACUGGCGGGAGUAUUGCUGGAAAUGAGAAAAUACUAUCAGGACAAUCUGCUGAAGCUACUGCAGAAGUUAGUGAAUCAGUAAUGGCUGAAAAUAAUAUGCCAUCUCUCAUUGCAUCAACUGCUUCUGCCUCACAGGCUACCACAGAUCAAGCAGAAAGCAAAUGGAAUAUAAACAAGAUAACCACAUCUGCCUUUUCUCCACCAAGAAAAUCCAGUGAAACUUCUACAUCUUUGGCAAUGAAACCUCCAUUGAAUCCACGUUUUGUUGGACCAAGGGGACCUUUGGCAUCAUCAGGUUUCUCUCUAGCUUCUAGCCCAACGAAUAUAAACCAAGAUUCUGAUGAUAGUCUUUCUUUGCACUCACCAGGAAUUGUUACACCACCAUCAUCACCUGGUCCAUCUGGUAUUCAAGGAAUUCCUCCGUAUCCUAUUGUUACCGGUCCAUCUUCAAGACCUACAUCACCAGAUGGAAGAGCUUCCAUGCUUUCAACCCCUUCAAGCUCCACUUCAAGCCUCACUAGCCUUACAUCCAGACCCAUAUCGCCCUCUGGUCGACGUACACCACCAGGGCCUCGAAUGGGUACAGGGGGAAGAUUAUCUUCAUCACCUACUGCAGGCCGUAAGACUGUGAGAACAAACAUCAAAACUAAUCCUGUAAUGGGUUCACGUAGAGGUGGUUCCCAGUCUCCUAUAAACCCAGUAGCUUCUGGACCCAACUCUACAGAAAUUCCGUUCAUGGACGGAGACAAAUUGGCCACUCCUCCAUCAUCUCCUGUUAAUGUAAGACAUGAAUCACAAGUUGUCAAAGAAAAUUUAAAUGAUGCCGAAAAAAAUUCUUCCAUACCUGUAACACCCUUGGUUUCACAGUCUGAUAGAUCUCUAAUAACCGUGAAUUCACCAGGUAAGGCUAGAGUUGCACCUCCUCCGCUCCCAGCAACGAAAGUGUGUUUUCCCGUUGAGCCAAAAUUCGAAAUGAGCAAGCAGGGAUCAAGAAGUUCUUCCCCAACUACUGGGAAAUCUCGUCAUUCCAUAUCCUCAGUGCAUUCCCUGGAAUCAAUACCAGAAAAUGAUAGUGAUAGCCAAGCGUCGGCUAACAAUACAUUGGAGAAAAAUAGACCGACUUCCCCACUGAGUUGUAAGCCUCCCAGUACCCAUGCUGUCUUGAGAGAAAAUAAAAUCAAUAGCAAACCCACAGGCUACUCAACCAGGCAUUCAGCUCCUGAAGCAUCUUCCUGUGAUCGUCAUCGUUAUACAGCCUCUAUGCAUAAGAGAUCGUUUUCUCUUACUCCAGUGACAGAGGAAAAACUCCUGCCAACAGCUGUUGCUUUAGCUUCAGAUAUUGAUAAUUCUACAAGUGGAGUAAAUGAAAAGCAAAGCCAGGUAAAAAAGAAAGCUGCAGUUGGAGGCAUAGCAGCUCUUUCUUCGCUAUCUACACAAAAAGCAAAUAGUACAAGUGAUAAAACUGGGUUAAGUGAAUGCAACAAAAAUAUUUCUCCUGAUCACUGCAGUAGGAGAAAGCAACAUAAUAGUAGAUAUGGAAAAUAUAAGCAGGCAAACCUUGACCUUCCUCAAACAGCUAAUUCUGAUUUUCCAGUGGAUGAUGCUGCUACCCUGGAAAGAGAUGAAACAGUAUUACAUGGAAAAGUUUCUUUUUCCAAAGGAAAUGAAGAUAGGCUAGAAAUGGCCACAGUUGACAUGGUAUCUGAAGAAGUUUACGAGAAAAAUUUUAGUGAUUCUGUGAACAGACAAAGUAUGUCUAAUUUUAGUCAGGAUGGAAGUCCAUCAGAGAGAGCGACUCAUGUUGUUUUCCGAAUACCUCUAAAGAGUAAUUCUUGUUCUAACUGUCAUGAAUUGGAGAAAAGAGUGUCUGUUGAGGUUCUUUCUGGGAAAGAGGCAAAAGAAGUUAAGCGACCAGAAAAGCAUUAUCACAGAAAAAGACCAAGAUCGGUGUCAACAUCCCGAGAGCUGAAAAGAGAGAGAAUCUCUGAAUACUUCCAGAGAAAACGCUCUUCGUCUACUGGGCCAGAAGGAGAGCCAGAGGAACAUUUAUCUAUUUCAGUGACAGAGAAGCAAAAAGAUAGAGAUAGCAAAAGUGAUAUCGACUCCAGUUGUGAUGAGGCACAGGUUGUGAUUAUUCCAUGGCGCUGUAGGUCUAGAAGUCAUUCGAGAGCACGAGAGUUACCAGGAUCUGAAAAUAAUGAAAAAUUAAAAGAUCCCACAGUAUCAAGAGCACAAAGUUAUUCUAGCGUAAGGGACUCGACAGAUUCUAAUCCUGGCAAAGACUAUAAGAGCAUGGCUAACAAUACGGACUCCAAAAUAGAUUGUGACUCAAGGACUCGAAGUCGCACGAGAUCUAGGUGUUUAACGGGGUCUAAGCCAGAUUCAGCACUUUCAGACAGGUUGGCAUCUGUGUCUUACAGUGAUAACCAUGAAAUUAGUGACAGCACACAAAUCCCACUUAGUGUGAAAACUGACAAUAUUGGCACCACAGCUGACUCUUCAAGUCAUGUCCGCAAGCCAGCAAAUUGUCAGUUAACCUCAAAGGACCCUGCAAGGAGAAUGACAAGGUCUGUAACUCUAGGGGAACUCCCCAGAAUAAAUUUAAUUUCGGACCAAGGGCCGCCAUCUGACGACCAGAUACGAGGCAGACGUGCUCUCUCAUCUUCCAGAGUGAGAGAAACGUCUUCUGCUAAACAGGAAGAAGGAAAAGACCAGCCAGGUGUUAGAAGGCCUCCAAGAAGGAGGUCCCUCUCCACAAGUGGAAGACGAUCAACAAACUCUGUUGAAUAUCCUGAGAAUAAACAUAAAAUCCUAGUGACUGAUACUGGUGUUGUAGACGCUAAUCAUUCCAGUAACAUUUCUCAGAAUGCGAGUGAACAUUUGAACGGAAUGAAUGACCACAAACAUUUUUCAAAACCGAGUGGUGAUGAAUGUUCUCUUGAUGAUAAAGGUUCAGAUGUAAGAAUUGAAGCCACUGUGAGAAUAAGGAGGCGUUCCUCUCCAAGAGAGCUUGAUAACUCUAACAAAACCAGUGGAAAAGUUGCAGAGGUUAUAGAUAUAUCAACAAAAACAGAUGGGGGAGAAGAAGGAAUCACGAGUUGUUCUCUGAGAAACAAUGAAUUAUGUUGUAAUGCCGGAGAUGUGAUUGAGAAAACCAAAAAGGAACUCGCGGCUCAGGAAGAGAGGUACCAGAAGCAGGUGGAUCAGCUCACCCUCGCCCUAGCAGAGAAGCAGGAGGAAGUACGCGCCCUGACCCAGCGGCUGGAGGAACUUAAUAGCAUCAAGGAAAAACUCAAGGAAUCAGAGCAGCUGCAGGUUAGGCUGGAUGCCUUGCAAAAGGAACUCCGAGAAAAAUCCGCGGCAAUGGAUAGUGUUCGAGUUGAGCUCCAAUACUCGAAGAACGAAGUCGAAAUCACCAAGUCGAAACUCAAGAAGUUGGAGGAGGACCUCGACAAUGCCAGGCAAAAGAAUAUUUCCCUCCAGAAUCAACUCACUGCCAAUUCAAACUGUGAGAAAGGUGAGGAUCUUGCUGCCAAAAUCUCCACGCUGGAGGACCGCCUCAAGAUAUGCCAAGCGGAGAAGGAGAAGUUGACGAAGACCAUCGAGGAGAUUGAGGCCGAAAGAGACGAUGAGAUCAAGAUUAUUCAAGAUGCCUUGGAUGAAGCCGCCCAAGAGAGGGAAGAACUGAUAGCGACCUUUGAGAAGGAACUCCAGAAUAUCAAUACCAUGAACAGCAACCGGGAGCAGCAGCUGAUGGAAGACUUCGAGUGGAAACUCAGGGAAAUCGAAAAGGAACACAAGAAGAAGCUCGAGGAAAAGGACAGGAUGGCAGAGGAAAGGCUAAAUGCAGUUCGCAACUUGGUGGAAUCUGAACUUGCCGAAUCGAUUACUAAAGUGGCUGACGACAGACGACUUGCUGACGAGAAACUGGCCGAGGUGGGUCACCUGAAGAGCUACGAAGCAGAGGCCAUCCAGCUUAGAGGCGUGACCCAUGAGCUCCAGAAGGCUCUCAGGGCCUCGGCUCGAGAGAUGGAACGCCUCAAGAUGAGAGAGAAGAUACUCGAGGAGGAGGUCAGGGGCCUCAAGAAGGCUCAGCCUAGUCGACAGAACACGCUCCAUCGUCACAAGAGACACGCGGACGAUACCGAAGCGGAGUUCCGCCAGAAACAGGAAAAGAUGAAAAGUGAACUCAACGCUGAGUGGGAAGACAAACUGAGGACAGAGUGUUCCCGCUUGAAAGCCGAACUAGAUGACCUUCACGCCGAAGAAAAGCACCUAGCCGUUGAAUCUAUGAAAGUCCAGAAGGAACAAGAAAUCAGGGCGCUGAAGCAGUCUUGGGAGCUCCGCCAGGAGGAGAUGGCAAAGGAGAUCUCGACGCUAAAAGACAGCCUGACGGACAAGGACGCUUAUUACCACAAAGAGAUGGAAAACCUCAGAACCAACGCCGACAGGGACGUGUGGGAACUCAGAAGGAAGUUACAAAAGUUGGACGAAAAGAACUGGACACAACAGGAACGCCUUCAGGAGAAGCACACCGAAGAAAUGGAACGCCUAAAACAGGACUUCAAGGAACAAGUAACAGAUCUCGAGGCCCGGCUUGCUGUCACCUCCCAGGUUUCGGGUGAAGAUGAUAGAAGGCAGCUGGAGAAGUCUCACAAUGACGAAGUGGAACACCUUUGUGAACAACACAGGAGUAGUAUGGAACGCCUUCGGGAGGAGCUGGAAGCUGAAAAAUUCCAGGCAGUUGAAGAGGCUCGAGUUAUUGUUUCUGAGCAUUUAGAACAUGUUAACGCUUCUCUCAGAGAACAGCUUCUUGAGGCUACCUGUGCAAAUACCCAGUAUCGAGAGGAACUGGAAGCAAUCAGAGCAGCCCUGAAACUCCGAGAGGAAGUGAUAAGUUCCCUGGAGGAGGAGUUGAUUAAGGUUAAGGGCGGCAGCGAAACAGCUGCCUCCUUCUACAAAGCCUCUCAGUACUCAUUUGCAGGUUCAGACGAGUCCAACAGCUCACAGGACAGACUAAGUAUGUCUGACUCGCUCGACAACCAAGAUGACGCCCAGAAAUCUGGUGGCGGAAGCCUCCUGGGAAAGGUGUUUGGCGGUGGCUGGUUCAGCAGCUCCAAAGCAACCAAGGACAAUGGCAGACGGGGGAGCGCGCCCUCUACAGAUAAGAAGUUGCCCUCAUCUUAGCUGCCAGAAAUACCCUUGUAAAAUACAUCUGGCCCCAUAUGAGGUCAGAUGCCCAGCAUCGUCUUCGUCGUCAUCAUCAUCAUCUAUCAUCAUUAACAACCAUUCUUUUCUCUCUUCCUCUUACUUUUUUGCCUUAUAUUAGCAAAGGAAAGAGAAAGGAAGGGAGCAAAAGAUGGAGAUAAACUAUAUCUCUUUUCUGCGACUUUCGUCACCAGAUGUUCAUUUUGAAAUAUUGUCCUCUUUUCAUGGAUAUUUUCAAUAUUUUUAUAUAUAUUUAUUCUCUUAGAUUUUCCUUUUACUUGUGUAUAGUCAUCCUUUCGUAUCUGCAUACAUUCAUCUAACCACACGCAAAUUUCAAGCAAAAAGUGAAGAAAUUCAUAAUAGCUCCUUCCCAUAUUGUUUCACACUAGAUGUUUUACAUGGUUUUUUAAAUAGAACUUUUAUAUAUACGUAUAUGAAUGGGAGUUUAUUCGACUUUGUAAUACUGUGUCAUUUACAUUGUAUUUGUUGUGUUCAUCUAUUUUCAACUCUCUCCCACUCUUAUCUGGUGACAGACAUGAAUUCCACGAUUGAUAAUAUGGAGGCAUUUGCUCUCCGCAUUUACUUACGUAUAACAUUAUUUACCUAACAGGCCUGGGUUGAGUUCAGACGAGACGUAUUAGUAAUCUCAAUGUAGGUCCUUUUAUGUUCUUUCUUAAAGAUCUACUAAGGACUGAUACAUUUACUAUUCUUUAAACCGCAUAUCUUCCCCAGAAGCUCUGCAUAUGUUAUGAAAGACUCGGCAUGAAAUAUCUCGGGUUUUUCCAUCUGUGUUGUCACCAGUUAGUUGCAAUAUACAACCUGCACACUUCAAACAAGAUAGAAUUCCUGUGCAGUCAUGCAAUAUGUAUUAGUAAAGGAAAAACUAUCUCAUGAAUUAUGAGAGAAAAUUGUUCUCAAUUUUACAAAAUAUCAAAUAAUUUUCCAAAAUAUGUAAGUGUAGACAUUAAAAAUGCUUGAAAUGAUUAACAUAAAACUAUUCCUGUCAUCAUGAGUAAUUACAUUGGGAAAUUGAGACAAACAUUUCAUACAUAAUUCUCAAAUGAGUGGCUGAAAUUCACCUCUUGAAUUUUUAGAAUUUUAAAAAAAGCAAUAGGUUUUUUUUCCGUCUUUUAAAGCCGGGAGGUUUCAGCCUCAGGGUCUUCCAGAUAACAGUUGGUGGUUGUGCGGCAUGUUCCUCUCGUAGGAACAUCCUGUCACUCUCAGUGGACUUCAUGCAAAAGCUUCUAAUGUUUAUUAUCCCUCACACCCACGGGAAAAAUACUUUCCUCGUCAUAGUAGCAGCUUUGCAUUUGUUGAGUAUGCUCAUGGCUUCCAGUUUGUGAUACAUGAAUGCAGUUUAAACACACUUAUUUUGCUAAUUAUUUUAUCCUAUUUUAUCAUAUUGUGAUAUGAUUCUUUAAUAUUAUUUAGUGAGAAAUAGGUUAUGACGAUUGUGAUCAGUGUCUAUGAUAUUAAUCUUCAUAAACGUUUGACGUUGUGAUAUCUUUCUAUAGUAUCUGUCGUCGAUUGUAGUUUUAAAUUUUCAAGCAAGAUUUUUUGAUAAACUGUGUAUUGGGUAAUUAUGAUACGUAUGAAUGAAAAGAUAUCAGUGCUGUCUAAUAAAAUCUACGGAAAGCUUUAAUUACCAAGUAAAUUGCCCUGUUACUGUAGAAGACUGUUAGUUUGACAUUUGUAGUAGAAUAGUACAGUAGUUAUUAUAAAGAAUACUGGUAAAGACUAUGACAUUGUAGAGGCUAGCAAUUCCCAGAACUCCCCAGGCCGGUGGACAUCUUUUUUUUUAAGAUUUUCCCGUUGUGUAGACUGUUUUCAUAGAGAAUGAAGCAACCAUGAGAAUGUUUUCUCAACAGUGAGUUUCAUCGUUUAUUAUAGGGAUCGACUACCGUUCUGCAAUUAAAUUAUCAUUAAGUAUUGGUUUUUAUAGUGAAGGUGUACUCAUGAGUUGCUCUCUCUUCGCGAUGUUACAAAAAUUCGUUCAUGUGAAAACGUCCACUUUAGAAGCUACUAAGUACAGAGGUGCUACUAGUCAAGCCCAUGCAUAGAAAAUAUUGUGCCAAAUGAUUGAAAGAGCAAAGCAAAAAAAAUUGCACGCUCGCAUCUCGAUUGUGUUCGUAUGCAUGAGGAUCUUUGAUAAAGUAGAGAAGUGAAGAGAAGAUGGCAGUAUUUAUUUUAGUGAUACUUGCAAAAAAGUUUUGUAGUUUUAUAUUUGAAGUGUGUAAAGUAUAAGAAGUUUCCAGACCUGCAAACCUUCUAACCCCUCUCAUUUAUUCGUAUCUUACCCUUUUUUAUGUGUUUUAAAAUACUUUCAAGAAAAGGAAGUGAUUAGAACAUACAAAGAUGCAUUACAGUAUUGUUUUAAGUGUUUGACUUGAUGGAAAUAUAGUCUUAGAUUCUCUUAAUAACAAAUAUUUUCCUAUGCGUUUUUUCCCCUUUCAGUAUUAAAAAUGCUAUAAAAAGCUCAAUGGAAUUCCUUUUCUGAAGGACUGACCGUCAAGGAUUAUCAAAAUAUGAUUUUUUGAGAUUUUCGUUAAAAAUUUUUAUAAACUGCAGUUUUUUAUUUAAAAGAAACUUAUCAGUCUAGUUCACUGUUUCUGUGGAUAUUUUAUAAACUAUCUUCAAAACCUAAGGGAACGUCUACCUAGUUUUGUAUUUUCUAGACUCUCCACUAAUCAGUGUAAACGUGAUGUAACCGAGUCCCAACCCAAAUGCUCUCCUUAUUAAGGAAAAUGAAUCUAAUGUCCGAAAAUGGAAAAGGAGCUGAAUUAUUGAACAUACAUUUUAGAUGUAAAGGAGAUUUUUAAACGUUAAGGUAUGAUAUAAUGGGUGCAGACUGAGGAUAAUGUUAAAACUCUCAAACCCAAAUUAUACUAUAAGUUAUAAAGUAAUAAACAGUCGUUCAUUCAAGGGCGUGUGCCUGCAUAAUUCCUAUUUUCCUUAAUAUUUGUAUCUUUUCAUGUGUAUUGUAUUUAUAUUCAGGUUGAUAUAUAUAUCUAGUCUUAAUAUCUCAUGCAUAUUUAUUGUCUUUUUUUUAUAUAAGAAAGCAAUAAAGAAUAUUAUUUA